CCGGGGCCCGGUCCCCGCCGGCACCUCGGCCCUCCGCGGGGCCGGGAGGCGCCGCCUUCCUCGGAGCCCGGACGGGGCUGCUGCCUGCGGGCGGAGGAGGAGGAGGAGAGUCGCCAGGUGGAAGGCGCAGCUUUCCCCGGGCUCGUCCUUACCUGCACACCUGGGAGAGGAGCCUCCCUCUGCCCUUGCCCCGUCCUCCCCCCCGCCUGCCCGCGUCCGCGCCUCCACCUGCCGGAGGGAUCCCUCGGCCCCCGCUGCGUGCUGGACUGGAGAUUGCUGCUCACUUGUUGCCUGGCACUUGCCCUCUGAUGGAGUCUGAGAUGCUGCAGUCGCCUCUUCUGGGGCUUGGGGAGGAGGAUGAGUCUGACCUGACUGACUGGAACUUGCCUCUGGCCUUUAUGAAGAAGAGGCAUUGCGAGAAGAUCGAAGGCUCCAAGUCUUUGGCUCAGAGCUGGAGGAUGAAGGACCGGAUGAAGACUGUUAGUGUUGCCUUAGUUUUGUGCCUAAAUGUUGGUGUGGACCCUCCUGACGUGGUGAAAACAACUCCCUGUGCCCGUCUGGAGUGUUGGAUCGAUCCUCUGUCAAUGGGUCCUCAAAAAGCUCUGGAAACCAUUGGUGCAAAUUUACAGAAGCAGUAUGAAAACUGGCAGCCAAGAGCCAGGUACAAGCAGAGUCUUGAUCCUACGGUGGAUGAAGUUAAGAAACUGUGUACAUCUCUGCGUCGAAACGCCAAGGAAGAGCGGGUACUUUUCCACUACAAUGGACAUGGCGUCCCCAGGCCAACAGUAAAUGGGGAGAUCUGGGUCUUCAAUAAGAACUAUACUCAGUAUAUUCCUCUAUCCAUAUAUGACCUGCAAACUUGGAUGGGCAGUCCUUCCAUUUUCGUCUAUGAUUGCUCUAAUGCUGGCCUUAUUGUCAAGUCAUUCAAACAAUUUGCACUACAGAGGGAGCAAGAGUUGGAGGUGGCCGCUAUUAACCCGAACCAUCCACUUGCUCAAAUGCCUUUGCCGCCAUCGAUGAAGAACUGCAUUCAGCUGGCAGCGUGUGAAGCCAGUGAAUUGCUACCCAUGAUCCCUGAUCUGCCGGCUGACCUUUUCACAUCAUGCCUUACCACGCCGAUCAAAAUUGCUCUGAGGUGGUUCUGUAUGCAGAAGAGUGUCAGACUGGUGCCAGGAGUCACACUGGAUUUAAUAGAGAAGAUUCCUGGAAGACUGAAUGACAGGAGAACUCCCCUGGGAGAGCUGAAUUGGAUCUUCACCGCUAUCACAGACACCAUUGCAUGGAAUGUCUUGCCUAGAGAUCUUUUCCAGAAGCUCUUCAGGCAAGACCUGCUUGUGGCCAGUUUAUUUCGUAACUUUCUCUUGGCAGAAAGAAUUAUGAGAUCUUACAACUGUACCCCUGUCAGCAGCCCUCGACUACCUCCGACGUACAUGCACGCGAUGUGGCAAGCGUGGGACCUUGCAGUUGAUAUUUGCCUUUCCCAGUUACCUACAAUUAUAGAGGAAGGAACUGCCUUUAGGCACAGUCCCUUCUUUGCGGAGCAGCUGACGGCUUUCCAGGUGUGGCUGACCAUGGGUGUGGAGAACCGCAACCCCCCGGAGCAGCUCCCCAUCGUCCUGCAGGUGCUGCUGAGCCAGGUACAUCGGCUGCGAGCGCUUGAUUUGCUGGGAAGAUUUUUGGACCUGGGUCCCUGGGCAGUUAGCUUGGCCCUGUCUGUUGGCAUUUUCCCGUAUGUGCUGAAGCUACUUCAAAGUUCAGCUCGUGAGCUGAGACCACUCCUUGUCUUCAUCUGGGCCAAAAUUCUGGCAGUGGACAGUUCAUGCCAAGCUGACCUUGUGAAGGACAACGGUCACAAGUAUUUCCUUUCGGUUCUGGCAGAUCCUUAUAUGCCAGCUGAACACAGGACGAUGACGGCUUUUAUCCUGGCUGUAAUUGUUAACAACUACAACACUGGACAGGAAGCUUGCCUUCAAGGAAACCUGAUUGCUAUUUGCCUGGAGCAGUUAAAUGAUCCACAUCCUCUUCUGCGUCAGUGGGUGGCCAUUUGUUUAGGACGUAUUUGGCAGAACUUUGACUCAGCCAGGUGGUGUGGUGUGAGAGACAGCGCUCAUGAAAAGCUCUACAGUCUCCUCUCAGAUCCAAUCCCAGAGGUUCGCUGUGCUGCAGUCUUUGCACUGGGAACAUUUGUGGGCAACUCAGCUGAACGGACCGAUCACUCCACCACCAUCGAUCACAAUGUAGCCAUGAUGUUGGCCCAGCUCAUCAACGAUGGGAGCCCCAUGGUUAGAAAGGAGCUGGUGGUGGCUUUAAGUCACCUCGUGGUUCAGUACGAGAGCAAUUUCUGCACUGUCGCCUUGCAGUUCAUGGAAGAAGAGAAGAAUUACCCUCUCCCUUCUCCAGCUGCCACAGAGGGUGGGAGUUUGACACCAGUGCGAGAUGGUCCAUGUACACCAAGGCUGCGGUCCGUCAGCUCUUAUGGGAACAUCCGAGCAGUUACCACAGCUAGGAACCUGAACAAGUCCUUGCAGAACCUCAGCCUGAAUGAAGAAUCUGGAAGCUCUGUUGCGUUUUCUCCUGGGAAUCUCAGCACCAGCAGCAGCGCCAGCAGCACCUUGGGCAGCCCUGAGAAUGAAGAGUAUAUCCUGUCGUUUGAGACUAUUGACAAGAUGAGACGAGUCAGCUCUUACUCUUCUCUGAAUUCACUAAUAGGUGUGAGUUUCAACAGCGUUUAUACCCAAAUUUGGAGAGUACUCCUUCACCUAGCUGCCGACCCCUAUCCCGAUGUCUCCGACUUGGCUAUGAAAGUUCUCAACAGCAUUGCCUACAAGGCAACAGUAAAUGCUCGCCCCCAGCGCAUCCUCGACACCUCCUCGCUGACUCAGUCUGCCCCUGCCAGCCCCACCAACAAGGGCAUGCACAUCCACCAAGUGGGAGGGUCACCUCCAACCACUAGUACAAGCAGCUCCAGCCUGACAAAUGAUGUGACAAAACAGCCAGUCAGUCGGGACAUCACGUCUGUAAGACCUGCCAAUGUCGGCAACAUGGGGGUUCAGUAUACUCCCCACUCCCACCAGUUCCCCAGGACAAGAAAAAUGUUUGACAAAGGGCCAGAACAGACUACUGAUGAUGCCGAUGAUACCGUUGGACACAAAAGUUUCAUUUCGGCCACAGUGCAGACGGGGUUUUGUGACUGGAGUGCGAAGUAUUUUGCUCAGCCAGUCAUGAAGAUCCCAGAAGAGCAUGACUUGGAGAGCCAGAUUCGCAAGGAGAGAGAGUGGCGGUUUCUGCGCAAUGCUCGUGUCAGGAAGCAAGCCCAGAAGAUCAUCCAGAAGGGUAUUUCCCGGCUGGAUGAUCAGAUCUUCCUCAACAGGAACCCGGGCGUCCCCUCCGUGGUGAAGUUCCACCCGUUCACGCCCUGCAUCGCGGUAGCCGACAAAGACAGCAUCUGUUUUUGGGACUGGGAGAAAGGGGAAAAGCUGGACUAUUUCCACAAUGGGAACCCUCGAUACACCAGGAUCACAGCAAUGGAGUACCUGAACGGACAGGACUGCUCCUUGCUGCUGACUGCCACAGAUGACGGUGCCAUCAGAGUGUGGAAGAACUUUGCAGACCUGGAAAAGAACCCAGAGAUGGUAACUGCCUGGCAGGGGCUGUCAGACAUGCUGCCAACUACACGAGGUCUGGCCCGAAGGGUUUCAAUCUAUCUUGACAGAAGUAAACAGGGAGGAGCAGGCAUGGUGGUCGACUGGGAACAAGAAACCGGGCUCCUGAUGACAUCGGGAGAUGUGAGGAUAAUCCGGAUCUGGGACACAGAUCGGGAAAUGAAAGUACAGGAUAUCCCCACCGGAGCUGACAGCUGUGUGACCAGCCUCUCGUGUGACUCUCAUCGUUCGUUAAUUGUGGCGGGGCUGGGUGACGGCUCCAUCCGCGUGUUUGACAGGAGGAUGGCUCUGAGUGAAUGCCGUGUCAUGACCUACCGAGAGCACACAGCCUGGGUGGUGAAAGCAUACUUGCAGAAACAUCCUGAAGGCAACAUCAUGAGCGUCAGUGUAAACGGAGACGUGCGGUUCUUUGACCCCCGGAUGCCAGAGUCCAUGAAGGUCCUUCAGAUAGUCAAAGGGCUGACGGCCCUUGACAUUCACCCACAAGCCAACCUCUUUGCCUGUGGCUCAAUGAAUCAGUUCACUGCAAUCUACAAUGGAAACGGGGAGCUGAUCAACAAUAUCAAAUACUACGAUGGUUUUAUGGGACAAAGAGUUGGAGCCAUCAGCUGCCUGGCUUUCCAUCCUCACUGGCCUCAUCUGGCAGUCGGAAGCAAUGACUACUACAUCUCGGUGUACUCAGUGGAGAAGCGGAUCAGAUAACGGCUCGUGGCAGCGGCACCGGAGAAGGGAGUCCCAGCGGGCAGGGCCGUGUCUCACCCAUAAUGUACAUAGUGAAAUUAUCGACUUGAAUGUUUAGUGUUGGCUGCUGCUGCAACCCAUAACUUGAACAUUUUUUUUCUGACUUAGCUACUGAUGAUUUUGACAAGGGGAAGAGAGACAAUCUCCUUUUUUGUUUUGGGUUUGGUUUUUUUUUCCCAGCUAUAUCUUCUAAAAGCUACAGAAAAGGAACAUUUUAUUUUUGUUUCCAGUGGUUGGCUUCUCUGUUAGAAACACGGCUCCUGAGCUUGGAAGGACUGGAUGAGGCAAUACCCUUGAAAAGGGCUUUCUGUUUUAGUCUUUGUUUCUUUGUUUUGCUGGAGCGUAGGUUGCUUUAAGGACUGAAGUCAGGACUCACCUACAGCUCUGUGCGUUCAGCCGGACCACGAGACCCCUCCAGCUGCUGCCUACCCCGUGCCAAACAGCAACUCCUCCGACAGGGCAGCAAGACCGAGCUGUCCAUCUGCAGAACAACGUACGUGCUCCUGCCCUGCCUGAGUGUGGGCGAGGGAGGCAGGAAAGAGUCUCCUCUGCAUGAACCUUGUCCUCUCUGCAGCGUCCUCUCCAGUGGAAGCAAAGACAGAAGGCGACAAGGGGAGGCAGGGAUCCUGAGGAAGGGGGCUUCAGGAGAUGACGGGAGCAGGGCAGGAUGCCACCGUACCGUAAGGUUGCACAUACAGGAAGAAGAGGGAAGAAAGAGAACGAACGUCUCUUAACGUCCCGACAAGCCUGGAGCAAGUCACUCACGUAACCACUUUCCACCCACGCACACGGUGCUGGUGGGGAGGUCUGGGGUAUCUCGGUCACUGUUACUUCUGCCAUCACUGUCCUUCUGCCCACAGUGAAGUCCACAAACACGUUUGAUAGCCUGGGAGCUCUGCCCAGCCAGCAAAGGAGGCUCCAGGUUCAAGCCACGGGCUUUCAUUUGCUCCGACGUGCUAAUAUUCAGCAAGGUGGUGGUCAGGAGAAUUUGCACACUUGCUGCUGUGUGUGUGCAGCUGCACACCUUGAGUGGCUGUGGCUUGUCUGUCUGUCCCUGCAGAACCGGGCAUGUAACCACACGUGGUCUGAGCACAAGAGAAUCACUAAAGAGGGGGAAGACAGCAGGUCGUCCUGCUUUGAGCAAAACAGCUCUGUCCCAGCUACCUAGGGGAAAGCCUGCUCCAUCGUCCGCACCUCCCAUGUCUGAAUAAUGAAUGUUUCUGUCCCUUGAAAUCCAUGAUGGGUCUGGAGAUGGGUGUGGGGAAGGGGUAGGCAAAGCCGAAGGGCAGGUUUCUUUCAAGUGCUGCCGAGGUGCGAUUUAGCUGGCCGAGAACAGAACUUGCACUCUGCAAAAAUCACUGCGGUGACAAAGGUUGACCGGCUAAGUCCAGAAGUCCCCAGUUUUUCUUCCAGCCGGUAUCAUGGGGUCUGCAGGCUCCCAGCAAACUCUGCCAGCGAUGAGGCUGACAGUGGAGGAAAUAAUGAUGAGGGAAGGGGUGAGAAACGUUCUCUCCCUGUGCAGAUGGCGGCUUCACCUCUGCCAUGGCGCCUGCGGAGUGCGUCUGACCUGCCACUGCUCCUUAUACACCAGAUAGUCUGUUUGCUAUAUGUGUUGAGGCAGCUGGGCCCCGCAGGGGUCGGGGAGAUGGCCCAGUGGCUGUCCCGGGCGCGCUGCAGGGAAGCCGAAUGCAAAGUGCCGCACGCACGUCUGGACACCGGCGUCGGUGGGGGUCCUUGAACCGCAGAGGUGGAGCAGAUGCCAAAGGCUGGGCGCUGUGUCCUUACCCUGAGCACCGUCGCUGUCCCCCCUGUAGCAGGGAGGCCGAGGGCCGCUUCACAGGAUGAUGAAUCAAAGGCUUUAAACUUACGAAAAACUACCUAAAAGUCCACUUUUAAGUUACCAAAAGUUAAUUAUGGUCUAACAGAGCUGUGCCUCUUCCCGACCCGCUCCCGUGCUGCCCCGGCAUCGGUCCCAGCGGUACGCAUCUCCUCCACCCUGCCCGUGCCGGGGGCUGGCAAGCGUGGAGCCGGAGUUUGGGAUCUAACCGAUUAACAUACACAGCUUAAAAAACAAUAGAUUUUUAACUUAUAUCAGUGUAUUCAUUAAAGGAACAAGAAAUACCUGGCAAAAUGCGAAGGCGCGUGGUGGGAAGCGGCUGCUCCUUGCCAGCACUCCCCGGUGCCAGCCAGCCCCUGCGGCCAGGAGGUGGGUUUUUAACUAACUCGGCCUGUUUAGCUUUCAUCUAAGCGUGUGCGUGUGUGGGCUGUAUUUUCACAGGUCUGAUGCAGAGAUUCAAUCAUGAAGUUUAACCAAGGAUCUGGAGAGCAUCCUACCUAAAAAAGUUCACUUAUCUCUAUUUAUUUUACAAAAAUAAAAAAAAAUAUAAAAAAACCACACGAUUGUAAUGUGAGAGUAAAACAAUUACAAACAAAUAAAUGGUUAAUAAAAAAUAA
Molecule: messenger RNA, 6857 nt
Organism: Gymnogyps californianus (California condor)
Lineage: Eukaryota; Metazoa; Chordata; Aves; Accipitriformes; Cathartidae
Gene: RPTOR
Product: regulatory associated protein of MTOR complex 1
Exons: 35
Coding region: 309-4364 (1351 amino acids)
Biological process (GO): cellular response to amino acid stimulus; regulation of autophagy; cellular response to starvation
Cellular component (GO): TORC1 complex; cytoplasm
Molecular function (GO): protein-macromolecule adaptor activity; protein binding
Source: RefSeq, a predicted model, not a curated record